AAGUCGUUUCACGGAGGCUGGUAUAUGUGCUUUUACGUGGAUAACAAAAUGGAAAAGGAUCUUCUACAAGUUUAUUAUCACACGUUUAUAACACAUAGAAGGUCAAAUCAAACAUUUUGUGCAUCAUAGUCGCUUGAGGAGUACAAAUCAAUCAGUUCGAUUCUUCAAAAUGACGAGAUUCUUUUGGAAAAUUAUUUGCUUCCUGUGUUUUUUUCAUCGAGCAAGUUUGCAAAUGAUUUCAAAAUGUGGAAUUCCAAAAUGCAGAUAUAACCUUAGAACAAAAUCUGAAUAUCCUUAUUUCCAAAAUGGAGUCCCAAUGAAAGCUAUAACAACGGGUCUUGGUAUCCAUUGGUCUAAUAAAGACGAUCAGUACAAUUAUAGAAAGUGCUACAUCGAUACGGCCAGUGUGCUGGAUAAAUUUCAGUUUGAUGAAAAUCCACUCUAUGCUGUUCUUAUUCUAAGGUGUAACAGAGAGGUUGAAGUGUUUUUUACUGCGGAUGACAGACCUUACUUACCAAAUGUAAUCGGAUAUAUACAAAUAAGUUCAUGCCUUAUCACUCAGGAACAACUGCGUCCCUUCGGAGACAGAUUUCGAAUGCAUUUUGUUAAUAUGCUAUUUAACUACCCUCCGCUGCAACCUGAAUAUUGUAAAGGAAACCCCUUAAAUCAAAGUUACUGUGGGAUAUGGAACUCGAUUGAUGGUUUCAUAUGGGAACCACGGUUGUCGAGAGAAGAAGGCUCUGUAGCACCAUUUAUUGAUAUAUUUAAUUGUGAUGUUACAUUUCCCUCCAUGAGAGAAAUACAGCUAACGAAGGUUCCUAUGAAACAAUAUUUACCAACAUUACCUAGUCUGUUCCCAAGAUUACAAAUGCUUAAUAUUAUUAACUCAGAUUUGACAGAACCUCCAGACUUCCCAUGGAACGAUGAAUGGUUGUCAAUUAGUUACAAUUUGUCAAGGACGAAUUCUCAUCAUUAUCAGUUUGCUGAACAGUACAACAUAGAUAUGCCAAAAAAUUAUUUUAGGAAAUCAAUGCAACUGAGUAAGAAUAAUAUUUCUGACCUCAUGACACAUAAUUUCAAAGGUUUUUUGAUAUCACUUGAUUUAUCAGAGAAUGGACUCAAAGCAUUUGGGGAAUUUACAUUCCGAAACAUUCGAGGACUUCAGCAUCUCGAUUUGAGCAGAAAUAAUUUGCUAUCCAUCCCAAGGAAUGCUUUUAAGAAUCUGACAGAGUUGCGCCAUCUGGAUGCAAAAGAUAAUAUGAUAACUCACCUUUCAAGUACCUUGUUAUCGGAUAAUAAAGCUUUGCGGUAUAUAGAUUUUUCGAAAAACAGGAUAAAAAGAAUUGAAUCGAACACAUUUUCCCAUUUACAAUAUCUUAGAGAACUUCAUUUAGAAUACAAUGAAAUUACAACUUUACACGAACAAUGUUUUCCAAGUCAGUCACUUGAAUUUAAGAAACUUUUUCUCGACAGCAACAGUUUUUCUGAAGUCCCAACAGCUGUAUUUUAUUUAAAUUCUUUGGAUAAAAUUAGCAUGACAAACUCAAGCAUAAGAUUUACAAACUUCACUCGAACACUGUUAGACCUUAAAUGGCUGAGAACACAACAGGAUGGUAAAGAAAUAGGCUCUCAAGAUAAUACAAACUCUGACAAGACCCAGCAAGUUGAUAUUCAUAAAGCAGUUUUAGACCUCACUAAUAACAAAAUUGACAACCUCUAUCUACCUUCCUAUGAUUUAAACGAUGUAAAUGAGAAAGAAACACAGCUUCUUCACAAUAUUCUCCUGCUGAUCUUCCAAAAGUUUCACUUUCUGCUGGAUAAUAAUCCACUCCGUUGUGAUUGUGGUAUAAACCAAAUAACCAAAGUUGUGAAAUAUUUCUUACAGGAGAAACUGAUUGGACCGGAUACAUAUUUCAACACGUGGAAAUGUUUCUGGCCAACUGAAUUUCAAAAUCGUCCACUUUUAGAAAUAAAAGAGAAAGACACAUAUUGUGAGAAAAACAUGUCCUUCUGCCCGGCAAAUUGUACUUGCUUCGAAAGAUCGAUAAGCAAAAUAAAUAUUAUAGAUUGCCGGGAUCAUGGAUACCGUGAAUUACCGAAAUAUUUACCAUCUGGUAUUUUAGAUCUUUGGUUUGAUAAAAACAAUAUAACCACAUUAAAUGAUAAGGAAUAUAUGGACCGAAUUAGAGCACUAAAGCUAUCCCGUAACAACAUUGCACGCAUUGAAGCUGGUGUCUUCAGACAAAUGAAAAACAUUCAAGAACUCUAUUUAAAUUCUAACUUUCUUGUUUCUUUACCAGCUGAGAUUCAGAUUUAUUUCUCAGGAUCUAUUUACCUCGAAGAUAAUCCUUUCAAAUGUGAUUGUCAUACGGCCUGGUUAAAACACUGGAUGAACCAGCAUUCAAACAUCGUUGUAGACUCCCAAAAAGUAACAUGUAAUGUUGACGAAGAAAAUAGGGAAGGACAGAAAUUGAUUUUUGUACCAGACACUGACUUUAUCUGUUUGGAGGACUUUGAUACCCACAAUAAAGUCCUAAUUCCUACAGUCGUCUGCUCCGUUCUGCUUGUACUUCUGAUAGUAAUUGUGUCUGUUGUAUACAUCUAUAGACUGGAGGUUAAAGUACUGCUGUACGUAUAUCUUGGAUUCCAUCCUUUCGAUCAAGACAAAGAUUGUAAAGAAGUUAUUGACGUGUUGGUCGUACAUUCUCCCAAUAUAACGGACUGGGUCACGGAAAAUAUUGUUGAGCAUUUAGAGUUCUGUAACUCACGUUAUUUGGUUUGUGAAAUGAUGAGAGAUUUCGUUGCUGGGUUUUCAUAUCAAGAAAACGUUGCAACAUUAGUCAAACAUAGUAAAAGAAUCGUAAUAGUGCUUUCAAAAGAUUUUUUGAAUGAAGACAUACUAAAGAUUGCAUGGAAUGAAUCUCAGGAAAAGAUAAAAGCUCAUAAAGCCAAUUAUGCUAUCGUUGUUUCACAUGAUGCAAAUAUUAAAGAAAUCCAAAUCAAGGAAUUGAAGCAAUAUAUAAAAGGCGGACGACACAUUGAUGCUUCACAAAGCCUCUUUCAGGAAAAACUCUUGUACUGUAUGCCACAACUAAAACAUGAUGAAAAUAGGGUAAAAAGCUUGCCUGAUUUAAAAUAUCUCAUUCAACAUAUGUACGGAAGUGAUUUUAACAAUGCCGAAAUGUAUGAACGUCAUGCAUUCGUUUCUUACGGUGAAAGUAAAAUGGGUUAUGUUAUGAACGAAUUGAGACCUAUAUUGGAAGACAAUGGGUUUACACUGUGCCUCCCUGAUAGAGAUUUUAUCCCAGGGGCACCGAAGGAAGAAAACGUACUAAAAGCCAUCGACAACUGCCUCCAUACAAUAUUUCUUCUGUCUGGAGAACAGUUAGACAAUGAGUGGUCAAUAUUUACGUUCCGGUCUGCGAGUGAAAAGUCAAUGCGAGAGAAAUGCAACCAUUUGAUAGUUGUUCUCGGGGAGGACGUUAACCUGGAGACCAUGUGUGAAGAGGUCAGAGUGUAUGUAAAAACUCAUGUUUCUUUACAUGUGAAGGAAAAGGGGUUUGUGAAACGGUUACUUAAUGCUCUACCAGAUAUCGAGGAUCACGAACUUUAUAUCAGAAAUGAUGAAAAUAAUUUUGUCAAUUUUGAGAACCUACAUAAUGGAGUUAAAAACUGGCAGAAUGACAAUGCUCCUGAAGUCAUUGAAGAGAAAAAGAAUGGGUUCGUGAAUGAUGGGAAACAAAAUGGCAUACAUCAUCUAUCUGGUAUUCACAUGAAUGGGCUCCAUCGGUAUGACAACAAAGCAUUCCAAGGACACGGGUCUGAUGAAAAUGUCAUUUGUUACAGUGACAAACCUAAACAUCACCAAGUAUUCAUAGAAAAAAAGCAUCUUAACAUCGCCAGAAUGAAGUCAGAUUUCUUUAAAUUUCUUUGGAUAUUAAGUUUUCUUUCCUUGGGAAAUUUGCAAGAUCUCUCAGAUUGUGAAGUCCCAAAAUGCAAAAAUCGUACAAGAACAAUGUCAGCAACACCUUUAAUGGACCAGCACACUGUUCCCAUGGAAACAAAGAUCACAGGCACCAGGUUAUAUUUGGGUGCGAACGACAACUACACAAGGUGCAUGGUAGAUACUCCAAGCCUUCUGGAUGCUUUUGGUUUCGAUGGCAAUUCCGUCUACGCUGUUCUUGUAAUAAACUGUAUAAAGGAAAUGGAAGUGUAUUUCUCCGAGGAUGACAGACCUUUCCUACCGAAUGUUAUGGCAUAUUUCCAAAUCUCCUUAUGCCGAAUAUCACAGCAGCAGCUCCGGCCUUUCAGGAACCGAUUUAAAAUAUAUAUGAUAAAUUUAAUGGCCAACUACCCUCCACUUGAUUUCAGAUACUGCGAUGGAAACACUGUGAAUCUUAGUUACUGUGGGGUCUGGAAUACACUUGAAGGAUUUUUUUGGGAACCAAAGAUUGCAACACUGAGAGAUUCUGUAUCAACAGUUCAAGAUUUAUUGUUUUGUAAUUCAACCUUUCCAUCUUACAAAGAAAUUCAAGUCACAAAAGUUCCAAUGCAACAAUAUUUAUCAUCAUUGUCGAGUAUGUUUCCAAGACUGCAGGUUCUAAAUAUAAUUAACUCAGACUUGACUGAGCCUCCUAAUUUUCCCUGGAGCGACACCUGGCUUACAUUAAGUAUAAACAUGACGAGAAAAGAUCAAGCACAAAGCGACUAUGCUGGAAAAUUCAACAUUCAGUUGCCAAAUAACUAUCAUAUGAAAUCUAUGUCUCUGAGUAAAAAUAAAAUUUCAAACCUCCGCAAUUAUACUUUCAAAGGAUUUCUGCAUUUACUAGAUUUAUCGGAGAAUGGAUUAGAAGAAAUAAGUGAAUUUACGUUUAGAAAUCUUCGAGGUUUUCAACAUCUUGAUAUAAGUGAAAAUAAAUUGCAAAUUAUUCCAAAGGAUACUUUUAAAGGUCUUACUGAAUUACGUCAUCUUGAUAUGAGAGACAACAGGAUUUCCUAUCUAUCAAAUGAUCUAUUUUCUGAUAGCACAAAGAUGGUCUACCUAGACUUUUCAAAAAACAAUAUUAAUACAAUCGAAAUAAACACGUUUUCUCAAUUACAUUUGCUUAGAGAACUCCAUCUUGAGAACAAUUACAUUUCUGCUUUACAUCCACAAUAUUUUCCAAGUCAGUCACCACAAUUCAAAAAUCUUUUUCUAGAUGGAAAUAAUUUUGUCGAUUUUCCGACAGCAAUAUUCGAUCUGCGAUUGCUGGAGAAAAUUAGCUUGAGGAAUUCAAACAUAAGAUUUCAAAACUUUAGCCGAACCAUAUUAAACUUAAAAUUGGCGUCAGCACUGAAAGAUGAAAACGGCCCGGAACAUGAAGGAUCCUCGAAGAAUUUCAAUACUGAUGCUAAACAACAAAUUGAUAUAGGUCACCAAGUCAUUUUAGACUUAACUGGAAAUAAAAUUGAAAAUCUUCAAUUACCGAGAUACGACAUCACAAGUGUCCAAAACAAAGAAACAGAGCAGUUACACGAAAAUCUCUUGACGAUUUUGAAAACAUUUUGGAUUUUGCUGGAGAAGAACCCCCUUCGUUGUGAUUGCGGAAUAAACCAAAUAGCCAAAGUAGUUAAUCAUUUCUUAAAAGAUGAAUUGAUCGGAGAUGAUACAUAUUUCAGUACUUGGAAAUGUUUCUGGCCAACUGAAUUUGAAAAUCGCCCUCUUUUAGAAGUAAAGGAAGGGGACACGUAUUGUGAGAAGAAUAUGCCAUUGUGUCCGGCUAAUUGUACAUGUUAUGAACGGUCAGUAUCGAAAAUCAAUAUUAUCGAUUGCCGGGAUCGGAGUUAUCGUUCUUUACCCGAAAAAUUGCCCUCUGGAAUCUUAGAUCUUUGGUUUGAUAAAAACAAUAUCACUCACUUAGAUAGAAGGGAAUACUUGAACAGGGUUAGAACAUUCAACCUCUCUAGCAAUAAUAUUGCUAAGAUAGACGUUGGUAUAUUCCAACAAAUGAAAAAUGUUCAAGAACUCGUUUUGAAUUCCAACUUUCUUGUUUCUUUGCCUGUCGAAACUCAGGAAUAUUUUUUUGGAUCUCUUUAUCUAGAAGAUAAUCCAUUCAAAUGCGAUUGUAACACAAAGUGGUUAAAACAAUGGAUGACAAAACAUAGAGAUAUCGUGGUCGACGCCCAGAGAGUAACAUGCAAUGUUGACGAAGAAAAUGGGGAAGGACAACAAUUCAUUUUUGUACCAGACAGUGAAUUUGUUUGUUUAGAGGACUUUGAUUCACACAAUAAAGUCCUAAUUCCUACAGUCGUGAGCUCUCUUCUGCUUGUACUCCUGAUAGUAAUUGUGUCCGUUAUAUACGUUUAUAGACUGGAAGUUAAAGUUCUACUUUACGUAUAUCUUGGAAUCCAUCCUUUCGAUCAAGAUAAAGAUUGUAAAGAAGUCAUUGACGUGUUAGUCGUACAUUCUCCUUAUAUAACCGACUGGGUUAUGGAGAAUAUUGUUGAGUAUCUAGACUUUUGCAAUUCACAUUUUUUAGUUUGUGAAAUGAUGAGAGAUUUUGUUGCAGGAUUUUCAUAUCAGGAAAAUAUUGCCACUUUGGUGAAACACAGUAAAAGAAUAAUCAUUGUGCUUUCGAAAGAAAUAAUGAAUGACGAUAUUCUAAAAAUUGCGUGGAACGAGACCAAGGAAAAGAUUAAAGCACAGAAGACCAAUUAUGCUAUUGUUGUUUCACAUGAUGUAAAUCUCAAAGAAAUCCAGAUCAAAGAGUUAAAGCAAUAUAUUAAAGGAGGACGACACAUUGAUGCCUCACAGAGCCUCUUUCAGGAAAGACUACAGUAUUGUAUGCCACAGCUAAAACAUGAUGAAGAUAGGCUCCGAAGUUUACCAGAUUUAAAAUACCUCAUUCAGCACAUGUAUGGAAGUGAUCUUAACAAUGCCGAAAUGUACGAACGUCAUGCAUUCGUGUCAUACGGUGAGAGUAAAAUGGGUUAUGUUAUGAACGAAUUGAGACCUAUAUUAGAGGACAAUGGAUUUACUCUGUGCAUUCCUGACAGAGAUUUUAUCCCAGGGGCACCGAAGGAAGAAAACGUACUCAAAGCCAUUGACAACUGUCUCCAUACAAUAUUUCUUCUGUCUGGAGAACAGUUAGACAAUGAGUGGUCAAUAUUUACGUUCCGGUCUGCGAGUGAAAAGUCAAUGCGAGAGAAAUGCAACCAUUUGAUAGUAGUUCUCGGGGAUGACGUUAAUUUGGAUACCAUGUGUGAAGAAGUUAAAACCUAUGUUAAUACUCACGUUUCCCUUAGGGUAAACGAAAAAGGGUUUAUAAAACGGUUACUCAACGCUUUACCCGACGUAGAGGAUCACGAACUUUACAUCCGUAAUGACGAAAAUAAUUUCGUUAAUUUUGAAAAUCUGCAUAAGAAGAUGGGAGAGAAUUUAGCAGAAACUUUUCCCGAUAUUCUAGAACUUGAAGGGAAAAAUAAUGAGCAUUUGAAAACAGAAAAUGGAAAACAAAAUGGUUUUGUUCAUUUAUCUGAUAUUCAUCUGAAUGGUUCUCUCCAUUGUUAUAACAACAAAGCUUUCCAAAGUGAUAAGACGGCUGUUACAGGUGUAAAUGAAAAGGACAAUUAAGGUUGUAAAUACGUUCAGGGAAAUGUUAUAUAACUGUAUUUAAUCCUUUUUAUUUGAUCUUUUUUUAAAAAGAAUCUUUGGUGUGUUAUAUUUAUUAGAGGGAAAGGAAAAUUAUAACAUUAAUUUAGUAUAACAUUAAUGGUAGCUGAACGUUGAUAAUUUGAUGUAGUAAAUGUGGUAAAUACACCAAAAAUCUUUUCUAUCUGGGAAUUGUCUACUAGACAGGCAACAAGACAAGAAAAAAGUAUCUGUAAAUCGUUUAAUAACAAGAUGGUUGUCUGUAAAAAUC
Saccostrea cuccullata (small rock oyster) is the source of this 7901-nucleotide messenger RNA. RefSeq lists its product as uncharacterized. Gene Ontology annotation, cellular component: plasma membrane. Lineage: Eukaryota; Metazoa; Mollusca; Bivalvia; Ostreida; Ostreidae. Gene Ontology annotation, biological process: inflammatory response; immune response; toll-like receptor signaling pathway. Gene Ontology annotation, molecular function: transmembrane signaling receptor activity; protein binding. The transcript has 2 exons. The record is from RefSeq and is a predicted model, not a curated record. Bases 170 to 7612 code for a protein of 2480 amino acids.